AUGGUCGUAGGCAAGGCUCCCGCACCAUCCAGGGCACUCCUCCAGCUCGAACGAGGGGCCAGGCUGCGGGUCCCACCAGGCUGGCCCCCGCCGCCUCAAUCCCGCCACGGAUCAGCCGGCGCGUGCUUCUCCUGCCAGGCACGACCGCGGGAGCGGGCCCACGAGCAGCACGAGUCUACGACUAAGCGCUGGCUUUCCAAGAUCCCUGUCCACGGCGUCCAGGAUGGCAGCGCCGCCACCACCACUACCUCGAACCUCUUGGUCCCGGGAAUGGAAACGAAGAGGGGCGCCGGUCGAGGCAUCCUCUACGUGCAGAAGCGCCGUGAUGGACGCGAAUACGCGUGGAUCCCCUUGCAUCCCCAAUCCUACGCCGAAAUGCUACGUCGGAACAACAUGCCCUCCACCGCGCGACAAGACGAGGGCCCGCUCUUGGCCUGGGCAGCUUCCGCUCUCACAGCGUCCGAAACCACCCCGCCCGCAUCACUUCCGGCUCUCACCCAAGUGUACAGCGGCGCAAAAGACCUCCCCGCGCUCCGCAGGCUCCUCACGCUCAGCUUACGACAGGGGGUCGCGAUCCCCAGACUAGAAAGCGAACAGGAGCGCGUCUACGAGUCCAUCGCCACCGGGACCCUCCCCGCGGAGUGGAAGGACCCAUACGUCUUACUCGGGCUCAUCAUCAGUCUGGAGCAGUGCCUCGCGGCACAGGACUCCCGGCUCGAUGCGCGCUUCCACCUCGUCGCGCUCGAGCAGUCGGGCAAGGCGUUCCACCUCGAUUUCGUGGCGCGCUAUUUGGGGCUUGCGCUCGAGGCCCACGCCGCAGCGCCGGGGCGUGGCCUCGCGUCGUUCCCGGAGAGCGUCCGGGCCACGCUCGAGGCACUCGCUUCGAGGUUGAGGAGCGCGUCGGAACCGGGCAUCGAUCAGUUUACGCGUGAGGCUUUACUCUACCUACUCGUGGGCGCGCCCGCGGCAGAUCGCGGCCAGCCUUCGUUUCGAGCGGCCAUGACGGGGAAGUUUGUCCGCGAGAGGGCUUUCCCAGAGUACGUGCGUAUAUUGGCGGAGAUGGGUGCGCUGAGGACGCUCUGGCACGAGUGGACGGCUCUCAAGGUUCCUGGCGCAACUGGGGGCUGGCCGUGGGAGCCGGAGGCGGUGUUUGCGCGAGCUCUGCUGGGCGCGCACCGUCUCGUGCUAGGCGUGGAGGCGGACCUCGAGGUUCUCCCGGACGAGCCGUCGGUGGAGGAGGAGGAGGAGGAUGGCGGCGUGCCGUUGCCGGGAACGGAAGCGGGGACGAUGCCGGGGGCAUUGCCCGGACUUGUGAGGGACGGGCUGGAUUGUGGCUCGGCGGAGGAGGCGAUUGUUAGGAUUCAGCAGGUCAUCUCGGAGGUUGUUGAGGGUUCGGCGGGGAAGGAAUAA
Messenger RNA from Parascedosporium putredinis, 1410 nucleotides. NCBI's taxonomy places the organism in Eukaryota, Fungi, Ascomycota, Sordariomycetes, Microascales, Microascaceae. The record is from the annotation of a GenBank genome assembly.